AUGGCGGACGUCGAUGAAGACGCCUUCACGCCCUCCGCGCCGGGGGGAGGCGAAGACCAGGAUCUCGGGGACGAAGUCCAGGACUUUCGCUUUCUAGCCAGCAUAUCACGCGAAGAUGCCUCAAUCCCCAAGCGCGGAGACAAAGACUUCGAGCCGCAUGGCACAGCGCUGCAAUCCAACAUCCUCACCGCGUCAAGGCAGGCGAUGCACAACGCGCUGUCGUAUCAGCGCAUGCACCAGCCGAAGAAUCACGUCGUCGCGCACUACCAUCCCGAGACGAAUAUGGCGUAUGUGCCUAACCCAAAGGGCAUCCACUUUACGAAAGUCGGCUCCGUUCUAUCCGCCAAGCACGAUCCACUGGGUGAUGAUGAGCGGCGGGGACAGCGCCUCUGGUUGCUGCCGGAGGAGACCUUACUCCUGCUUGAACGGGGAGUGUUGGAUGUGCGGUGGCCUGUGGAUUUGGACGAUGAAGGAGACGAAGGUCUCCCGAUGAGUCUGCAGGGCGCGUACGCAAUGUUCAUCGGCGAUGGCGAGACUGACACGAGCUCACUCACGCUGGAGCGAUACUUGGUGUACUCCAACCUCAAGCGGACGGGCUAUACGGUGCAGCGCGCAGCGAGCUGGAACUCGAACGGUCCGCCUCUGGGACCAGAAUGCUUUGCGCCCCGAUCAGGACGAACGUGGGACGUGGGACUACUGGAAACAGCACGAUGGUGGUACCUCCUCCUGAGCGCAAAGGAAGAGACCGCACCCGCAGAGCAACGGGUGGGCCCACUCGUACCCAACAGAUUAUAUCGCGGCUAUCCUGAGAUCUACCGACGGCUGGCGCUCAUCAACUACUACAACCCCACCCGCCAGCAUAUCCAGGACCCCGAGUUCUCCCUCUACCCCCAGCUUCCGCGCACCGAAGACUUGCGCGUCACCUACAACAUCUGGAAACCCAACUCGCCCACCUUCAAAAAGUCCGCGCCCGGCCCUCCCGAUUUCCGGAUAGCGGUGGUGAAUGCGCGCGAAGUGGACAUUCCUUCCUUAGAGCAGCUGGAUGCACUUCUGGAGACGACGCCGUACGAUCCUCCCAAAGAUACUGCACAGCUGUAUCAGAAGUUGAAGUAUGGGUACAAGAAUGUUAUUCUGGCCAUCGUGGAUCAAGGCAUUGUGAGCUAUCUUCGCUUCGGGGACGCCGCUUUCGGUCUGGAGCACUUGUACGAGCGUCAACGCGGCGGACCAGGUGGCAAACGUGGUCGUGGCGGUGGACGUGGCAGGGGCGGGAGGGGCGGAAGAGGCGGACGGUGA
Neohortaea acidophila is the source of this 1293-nucleotide messenger RNA. RefSeq names its product tRNA-splicing endonuclease subunit sen54 N-term-domain-containing protein. Gene Ontology annotation, biological process: tRNA-type intron splice site recognition and cleavage. Lineage: Eukaryota; Fungi; Ascomycota; Dothideomycetes; Mycosphaerellales; Teratosphaeriaceae. Gene Ontology annotation, cellular component: tRNA-intron endonuclease complex. The coding region runs from base 1 to 1293 and encodes 430 amino acids. The record is from RefSeq and is a predicted model, not a curated record. The transcript is spliced from 2 exons.